UAACCAAGAAAGAAGUCCGACUCAUCCCUCUUGCCGUCGUCGUCGUUGGUUUGGCGGUCUCUUUCCUUCUUUAUCCACCCAAAACCGUCCCAUUUCCCUACAACUAUACGCCCACAAAGUCCAGAUCUUGGAAGCCGCCGCCGUCUCCACCACGGUGAUUCCUGUCUACCUCACGCCCCAAGACUUUCUCCACACCCACACCGCCCUUCUCCCUCCAAUCGCUAUAAUAAAUGACCUAAGCGAUCCCCUUACCGCUUCCUCUAUCCCGCAUGAGCACCCCCGCAUCAACCCCUCCCCCGCCCCCUCCACCUCCUCCUCCUCCUCCUCUUCCUUCGCUGCCCAAAGACCCGCCGCCGGAGACGGACCAGACCGCGCCGAAGGAUGGCGGCGCCGCCGGAGCCGGCGGCGCGAGAGAAGGCCGGGCUUCCGAGGGCGAUGCGGGUGUCGAGGUGGAGAGUGGAGUAGAGAAGAAGGCCGAGGACGGAGAUCACCCGAUGGACGGCGGAGACGCGCCCCCGCCGCCUCCCCCUGCGACCGUGUUCCGGAUUAGGCUCAAGCAGCCCCCGUCCAGCCUUCGGCAUAAGAUGAGCGUCCCGGAGCUCUGCCGCAACUUCAGUGCAGUUGCUUGGUGCGGGAAUCUGAAUGCUAUUGCUUGCGCAUCAGAGACAUGCGCUAGAAUACCAAGUUCUACUACAAAUCCUCCAUUUUGGAUUCCAAUACACAUUGUCAACCCUGAGCGACCCACAGAAUGUGCUGUUUUCAAUGUCAAAGCUGAUUCUCCACGGGAUUCAGUUCAAUUUAUUGAAUGGUCUCCUAGAUCCUGCCCUCGUGCCUUAUUGGUGGCAAAUUUUCAUGGAAGGAUCACGAUAUGGACUCAGCCUUCUCAAGGCCCAGUGAACCUUGUACGAGAUGCUAGUUGUUGGCAUUGUGGCUAUGAAUGGAAACAAGAUCUUGCUGUUGUAACCAAAUGGUUGUCAGGGAUGAAUCCAUAUCGGUCACUUCCUUCAAAUUCAAGUACCUUGGCCAGCACAAAGUCAACCUUUGAGGAAAAGUUUCUUUCACAACAGUCUCAAAAUUCAGUGAGGUGGCCAUCUUUUCUUUGUGUUUGCUCAGUUUUUUCAUCUGGCUCUAUCCAACUUCACUGGGCACAGUGGCCUCCUGCACUAAAUGAUGCAGAACCAAAAUGGUUUUCUACAAGCAAAGGGCUGUUAGGAGCAGGACCCAGUGGCAUAAUGGCUGCUGAUGCUAUUAUUACAGAAUCUGGAACUAUGCAUGUGGCUGGCGUCCCACUUGUAAAUCCAUCUACAGUUGUUGUCUGGGAGGUUAUGCCAGGCCCUGGAAAUGGUUUCCAAGCUACGGCAAAGAUAAAUACUGGGUGUGCUGUUCCUCCGUCUUUAAACCCCCCAUCUUGGAAAGGUUAUGCACCUUUAUCUGCAUACUUGUUUAGUUUACAGGAGUAUUUUAUUGCUGAAGAAAAGCAAGGAAAAAGGCUAACAGAUCAUGAGAUCAAUGAGGUUGCCUCACUUCAUUGCUCACCUGUUUCAAACUUUUCUGCCUAUGUGAGUCCCGAGGCUGCAGCACAGUCUGCUGCAACCACUACAUGGGGAUCCGGAGUUACUGCAGUUGCUUUUGAUCCCACUCGGGGAGGGUCUGUCAUCACUGUUGUAAUUGUUGAAGGGCAGUAUAUGUCCCCUUAUGAUCCAGAUGAAGGGCCUUCAAUUACAGGAUGGAGGGUCCAGUGUUGGGAAUCUUCACUUCAACCUGUUGUUCUUCAUCCAAUAUUUGGAAAUCCUGCUUCUAGUUUUGGUGGGCAACCACCUAUGCAGACAGUGUGGUUAACUAGAGUUAAUAAAAGCAUUCCACCAACAGACGAUUUAAGGAACCCUCAAACCUGUUCUGCUAAGCCAAUGAUAUCUGAUGAACUAAACUCGUCAGACUCCAGUGUUGAGAGAGCGAAUAGGCUCAGCUUCGAUCCCUAUGAUCUCCCAAAUGAUGUUAGACAGUUAGCUCAAAUUGUGUAUUCUGCUCAUGGAGGAGAGGUUGCUGUUGCUUUUCUUAGGGGUGGAGUACACAUAUUUUCUGGUGCAAACUUCAAUCCUGUUGAUAGUUAUCAUAUAAAUGUGGGUUCAACCAUUGCUGCACCUGCUUUCUCAUCCACCAGCUGCUGUUUAGCCUCUGUUUGGCAUGACACAAUCAAGGACCGGAUGAUACUGAAGAUAAUUCGUGUUCUUCCCCCUGCUAUUGGUUCCUCACAAUCUAAAGUCAACUCAGCUACUUGGGAACGAGCUAUUGCUGAUAGGUUUUGGUGGAGUCUUUUAGUCGGGGUUGAUUGGUGGGAUGCUGUUGGCUGCACACAAAGUGCUGCUGAGGAUGGUAUUGUGUCUCUUAAUAGUGUGAUCGCUGUCUUGGAUGCGGACUUCCAUUCUCUACCAUCUAUUCAACACAGGCAACAACAUGGUCCUAACCUUGAUAGGAUAAAAUGCAGGCUUUUGGAAGGUACAAAUGCUCAAGAUGUUAGAGCACUUGUAUUGGAUAUGCAAGCAAGAUUAUUACUGGACAUGUUGGGUAAGGGAAUUGAAUCUGCUCUUAUAAAUCCUGCAACCUUGUUACUUGAACCUUGGCAAGCAUCCGGUGAGACAUUAUCUGCCAUUGAUGCUGACAAAAUGGUUGUUGAGCAAGCUUUGGUUUCAAGCAUACAGGCAUAUGUUGAUGCUGUCCUUGAUCUAGCUUCACAUUUCAUCACACGCUUGCGUCGUUAUGCUAGUUUUUGUCGUACUUUGGCUAGUCAUGCAGUUGGAGCUUCCUCUGGUGCUAGUGGUGCACGUAGUAUGGUGGCAAGCCCCACCCACAGUUCUACCUCUGCAACAAGUCAGGGUUCCCAAAGUGGAGUUCCAAGUGCAAGUGGAAAUUCUCAAAUGCAAGCAUGGGUUCAAGGUGCCAUUGCUAAAAUCAGCAACAAUGCUGAUGGAGGAUCCUCGACUGCUCAAAAUCCGAUCAGUGGGCCAUCUUCCUUCAUGCCCAUUAGCAUCAAUACUGGGACUUUUCCUGGAACACCUGCCGUCAGGCUUAUUGGAGACUGCCAUUUUCUUCACAGGCUAUGCCAGUUGUUGCUUUUUUGUCUAAUAUUCCGCCGAAGGCAAUCACCACGUUUUAUAGGAAACUUUCAGAAGAACCCAGACUCUAGCUUGCAGAAAGCCCAGCCUGUUUUUAAUGGAAAAGUAGAUGAUAGCAGUGCAAUAUCCAGACCAACUAUUGGAGUUGCAAAAACUGAAGAAGGCCAGGCAGUUAGGUCUGGACAAUUGAUUGUUGGAGCAAAGGGGCUUGAAGAAGGCUCUACCAACAAGUCUGUAAGGUUUGGUUCUGGUAAUGCAGGGCAAGGCUACACAUCGGAGGAGGUGAAGGUACUUUUUCUCAUUCUGGUAGAUCUCUGCCGAAGAACAGCUGCCCUUCAGCACCCACUGCCUGCUUCUCAGGUUGGUGCAAGCAAUAUAAUCAUACGGUUACACUAUAUUGAUGGGAACUAUACCGUGCUGCCUGAAGUUGUUGAAGCAUCACUUGGGCCACACAUGCAGAAUAUGCCUCGUCCCAGGGGAGCUGAUGCUGCUGGGCUACUACUCCGUGAGCUAGAAUUACACCCUCCAGCUGAAGACUGGCAUAGACGGAAUAUGUUUGGUGGUCCCUGGUCAGAUCCAGAUGAUCUUGGUCCUUUGGAUAACACACUGAAACCUAAGCUAGGUGGCUCUUUGAGCUCCUCUAUAACUAAUUUUGUAGAAGGUCACAAUGACUAUUCUGGAGCCCAGGGCCUCUGGCCGAGGAAGCGUAGGUCCUCCGAGAGGGAUGCAGCAUUUGGAUUGAAGACCUCUGUGGGCCUUGGAUCUUAUCUGGGUAUUAUGGGAUCUCGAAGGGAUGUCAUUACAGCUGUUUGGAAAACCGGUCUUGGAGGAGUAUGGUACAAGUGCAUAAGAUGUUUGCGUCAGACUUGUGCAUUUGCGCAACCUGGUGAUCCCAAUCCUCAGAACGAACGUGAAGCAUGGUGGAUCAGCCGUUGGGCUCAUGGCUGUCCGAUGUGCGGUGGCGCAUGGGUCCGAGUAGUGUAGUUCCGGAAGCUUCCUUCUUUUCGGCUGUUCUGCCCGGCUAUCUGAUGCACCAAAACUGCGUCAUUGUUCAUUUCAACUCAGAGGGGGUAAAAUAGGGUCAUGUGUGAUAUUAGCAAUCUUCCUUAUACCUUGAGGUCCUUGACCAUUGUUCAUGAUGAGUUUUCUUUUUCUUUAUGGCUUCACACCCAAUUUAAGCUUUGGACACGUUGGUAGCUCGUUAGAUUUGUAAUCUGAUGUAAAGGCAGUGAAAAAGAAUGGCGGCAUUUCUUUUCGGUGGUGAUUCAUAACGAAGCUUUCUCUGGCAGUGGGUUCUGGAGAUUUCUA
Musa acuminata AAA Group (dessert banana) is the source of this 4421-nucleotide messenger RNA. RefSeq names its product mediator of RNA polymerase II transcription subunit 16. Gene Ontology annotation, biological process: regulation of DNA-templated transcription. The record is from RefSeq and is a predicted model, not a curated record. Gene Ontology annotation, cellular component: mediator complex. Lineage: Eukaryota; Viridiplantae; Streptophyta; Magnoliopsida; Zingiberales; Musaceae. The transcript has 16 exons. The coding region runs from base 270 to 4097 and encodes 1275 amino acids.